Molecule: messenger RNA, 1125 nt
Organism: Striga asiatica
Lineage: Eukaryota; Viridiplantae; Streptophyta; Magnoliopsida; Lamiales; Orobanchaceae
Source: the annotation of a GenBank genome assembly
GUGACUUCUUUGAUUUCUAAAUUCCAUUUGUUAAUUAUUCAGUGAAUGUGUUAUUGGUAGAGUAAUGAUCACUUGUGGAAGCAUAACUAACCUGAGGUUUUUGAACUAUAAAUUAGGAGGCCCCAUUUCAAAACCUCACUCUCAUCUGUCAAACUUGUUGUUAUCCAUUUCCAGAAUAAACCGAUCGAAGGAGAGCAUUUGCAGAAUCAAUGGUUACCAAAGUUUACAUUGUAUACUAUUCUAUGUAUGGACAUGUGGAGAAACUAGCUCAAGAGAUACAGAAGGGAGCAGCAUCGGUUGAAGGAGUCGAGGCCAAGCUAUGGCAGGUUCCAGAAACACUGCCAGAAGAGGCCCUCACGAAAAUGAGUGCACCUCCGAAAAGCGAUGUUCCCAUUAUCACUCCUAACGAGCUUUCUGAGGCUGACGCCUUCAUUUUUGGGUUCCCAACAAGAUUUGGGAUGAUGGCGGCCCAAUUCAAAGCCUUUAUGGAUGCCACUGGAGGCCUGUGGAGAACACAGCAACUUGCAGGGAAGCCAGCUGGCAUCUUCUUCAGCACCGGUUCCCAAGGCGGUGGCCAAGAAACCACAGCACUGACGGCUAUCACUCAGCUUGUUCAUCAUGGGAUGAUCUUUGUGCCCAUUGGGUACACAUUUGGAGCUGGCAUGUUUGAAAUGGAGAAAGUGAAAGGCGGGAGCCCUUAUGGUGCUGGGACUUUUGCUGGGGACGGUUCACGCCAGCCAUCUGAGCUUGAAAACGAGCAGGCGUUUCACCAGGGAAAGUACAUUGCCACCAUUACCACCAAACUCAAGGGAGCUACUUGAUCACUCAUUAGAUAGAUAAUAAUUAUACUAUUUUUUUGCAUUCAUAUGAUUUCUUUUUUCUUGAUUUUUGAGUAUAUGUGUUGUUGUCAUAAGAUGCAUAAGUGAUUCUUGCCCGAUCGGAUAUUUUUGGUUCGGUUGGCUUUGGUUUAUGCAUAUAUAAGUUUGUGAUGAAGCCUAAAUAUAUCUAUGUUGUUUCUAGUUAGCAUCGCGAAUGGCUUGAUGAAGUUAUGGUUGUAUAUCUAGCAUGGAAAUUGGAUCUUGGUUAAUGAAAGUUUUAUUUUGGGUGGCAACCUAGUUAAAAAUA